UUAAAGAGUUCCAAGAGCAUGCCUUAUGUAUAAAAGAGUAUUUCAAAGUAUAUUGGUACACACGUUCUUUAGUCUCUUCUGUCUCUUUCUGUUAAGGUUAGUUUUCUCAAAUAUGAAUAUUAUGUCAUCAUCUAUUGUGUUCUACAGAAGACUUAAAGGCAUACAGGUUCGAAACUAAAUGAUGGUGAGUAAAUGAUGACAGAAUUUUAAUUUUUUCAGUGGACUAUCCCUUUAAUAUCUUACUCUGUCAUGUGGCAUGUUAAGUAAAAAAGACUCAGAAACUCUAAAACACAACAGAAUGCGUUUUAUCCUCUGAAGCUCGAAUAGUCACAAAAAGCCAGAAAUAAACUGUUAUUUCAUCUCACUCUUGUGGGAAUGGCUAUAAAUGACAGGUGUCUUUAUCUCAGCGUGUGUGUCCAGUGCCCUGGUUGAUUUGCUGAGGGGAAGCUGUCAGAGAUGAUUACUUGAACACCACCAAAGACUGAGGGCAUUUCUUGCUAUACAGAUUAUGUGUUUAGGUGCAUGUGUGUACAAUUUCAUGGCUUUUGGCACAAGCUAAUAAAGGAGACGGAAGCGAAGGAGAGCAGGGAAAGAUUUAAAGAUGACAUGAAGAGAUGCAGAGAGAGAAGGAAGAUGAAAGUGGGUGAAUUUAUAGGUAAAAAGGAUGAAUAUUAUCAAAAAUAAGGGUAGGCAAUUUUAGCAAGCCACUGUGACGGAUGUUUCUGAUGUAUAUCUUAGAUCUUUUCCAUAAAUGUCAUUUUCUCCUUCGAGUGACUGUGUCAUACCAACAGCGUAAACACAGCUCAGCAGCACUGAUAGAAGAAGAGCAGGAAUCUGUAAUCAGUGUUCCUCUGUGCUUGUGUGUGGUAAUGAGCCUGUCGAGUGUGGACAUUGUGUGUUUCCUCUCUGUUCCUCCUGACAGGACAGACUCCAGACUUACUGAUGAGCAUGCUGGGUAAUGAUAUGCACUAUGGGCAAUCAGAGGAUGGAGGAUGGCUUCUCACACCUUCAGAUGUGUGUCCUGAGAACCUCUAAAUUGCCGAAGGCUAUAAACUGAAAAUGAUUAUCAAUGUGUGCAAUCAUAAUGUCAUCCAUAAUCAGUAUGGCAGCACUUUAAAACGCCUACCUUUUCAGUGACCAGCAUACAGAACUGUGAGCUAAAGGACAAUAAGCUCACAAAUUGUAGUGCCAAGAACACAUGACGCCCACUCAGAAAAUGAACUCUUGCAAAUAUUUUCAAAUGAAUGAACUUGAAAACAUCUAACAAGAAAACCAUGCCUGACCUAAAAAACAGUAAAAAAUUAAUCCACUCUGACAUGGACAUUUAUUUUCACUUUGUCCUCUAAAGAGAACCAGCUAUCUAUUUGCAUAACGUCACAUGCUGCCAUGACUCAACCCAACGUUACAGAUCUCUCGGCAAAUAUCUCCGGAGGAUCUGAAUCGGGUAAUCUGUACCGUCCAUUUUCUGUGUUCAGUGUUCUCACGCUCACUUUGCUGGCCAUGCUAGUGGUGGCCACCUUUCUAUGGAACCUUCUGGUUUUGGUGACCAUCCUGAGGGUGCGUACCUUUCAUCGUGUACCCCACAACCUGGUUGCCUCCAUGGCCAUCUCAGAUGUGAUGGUUGCAGGACUGGUAAUGCCCCUCAGUCUGGUUAGGGAGCUCUACGGCCGGCGUUGGAUUCUGGGUCGGGCCCUAUGUCAGGUCUGGAUCUCCUGCGAUGUGCUCUGCUGCACAGCCAGUAUCUGGAAUGUGACGGCCAUUGCCCUAGAUCGCUACUGGUCCAUCACACGCCACCUGGAGUACACGUUGAAGACACGUAAACGAAUCUCCAAUGUGAUGAUAGGCCUCACGUGGCUGCUCUCUUCUGUUAUCUCGCUUUCGCCACUCUUCGGUUGGGGUGAGACGUACUCGGAAGACAGCCUGGCUUGUCAAGUAAGCCAGGAGCCCUCAUACACAGUCUUCUCCACCUUUGGAGCCUUUUACCUGCCCCUCUGUGUGGUGCUCUUUGUCUACUGGAAGAUUUACAAGGCUGCCAAGUUCCGCAUUGGCUCUCGCAAGACCAACACCAUCACACCCAUGGCUGAAGUCAUAGAGGUUAAGGAGGCUGAACGACAGCCACAGAUGGCCUUCACAGUUCGUCACGCUACUGUAUCGUUCCAGACGGAUGGCGAGACGUGGCGAGAGCAGAAAGAGAGGAGAGCGGCUCUGAUGGUGGGCAUCCUGAUUGGUGUGUUUGUUCUCUGUUGGAUUCCAUUUUUCCUUGCUGAGCUCAUCAUUCCACUCUGUUCAUGCGACAUCCCUCCUGUCUGGAAAAGUGUCUUCCUAUGGCUGGGUUACUCAAACUCCUUCUUUAACCCACUCAUCUACACAGCUUUUAACAAGAACUACAACAACGCAUUUAGAAACCUCUUUUCCAGACAGCGAUGAGAAACAGAAAGACCAAAAUGAAACCUUCGGGUUGUAUGAGUAGACAGUGAGAAGAACAUCAGAAUAAUCCUUCUUCUCAGUUCAGACACAGAAGAUACAAAAGCAAUGCAUUCACUCUAACCGUUGUUUCAGGAGGAAAAGGGAUUUCCAACACACAUCAAAAACCUGCAGGCCUGGUGUUCAGAUUUACACCUGCUGGUGAUAAUAUCUGUCUGUAUAUGGCUGCUGCUGCUGAUGUCUUCAUGGUUAGAUAAGUUUGGCACUAUCUGUUCAUAGUCAUCAGUGCUCAGAUAAUGCAAGUCUGCCGAACCAUCCAAGUGUCCCCUCUAGCAAACUACUGUCUGUAGUCCUAGUCAUUUCUGUGAACUCUUGAGAGAGAAACCAUGGUUGUUUUCCAUUGUUCUUGAAGGACAUCAAAGCCAUUUUUCUUCUGUCAGUGAAGACACAAAGUAGGCAUAUGUACACAUUAUGAAAAACUGGCCUAAUUCAUAUCCUUUCACUCCCCUAAAUAAUGACCUGGCUAAGGAGCAAUUUGUAUUUCCAUUACAUUUCCUUUCAUUAAACUCAAUUUUCCUUAAGAAGAAAGUCGAUGUGUAAAAGAUGUACAAAGACGAGACAUGAUUUCAGGUGGGACAUGGUGUAAUAAAGUGAAAUGGAAAUUUUGAACAAAAUAGUUGUUAUAAAUGACCUCCUAAAUGCCUUUGUUUCCAGGCAGCACAUCUCAGCAUUUAUGUGCAUGACCAUGAAAGGAUUCAGCUUUCCUCUUUGUAAGCUACCAUUGUAGCAGAGUAAACUGGAAUAUGGACAUUACAUGAAACGAAAUGUAAACAUGCCUGCAAUUCCUUUGUGAUGGGAGCUGUGCUGCAAGUGUUAAAUAAAAGAUAUGAAUUGA
This is a messenger RNA of Cyprinus carpio (common carp), 3319 nucleotides long. RefSeq names its product 5-hydroxytryptamine (serotonin) receptor 5A, genome duplicate b (gene htr5ab). NCBI's taxonomy places the organism in Eukaryota, Metazoa, Chordata, Actinopteri, Cypriniformes, Cyprinidae. Gene Ontology annotation, molecular function: G protein-coupled serotonin receptor activity. Gene Ontology annotation, biological process: adenylate cyclase-activating adrenergic receptor signaling pathway. The record is from RefSeq and is a predicted model, not a curated record. Bases 1387 to 2427 code for a protein of 346 amino acids. The transcript has 3 exons. Gene Ontology annotation, cellular component: plasma membrane.